Messenger RNA from Thermochaetoides thermophila DSM 1495, 309 nucleotides. RefSeq lists its product as uncharacterized. The coding region runs from base 1 to 309 and encodes 102 amino acids. NCBI's taxonomy places the organism in Eukaryota, Fungi, Ascomycota, Sordariomycetes, Sordariales, Chaetomiaceae. The transcript has a single exon. The record is from RefSeq and is a predicted model, not a curated record.
AUGGGUUCCCGCAAACGGGCCAAGCAAAACCCUACGGCGGAAUCGAGCACGCCGCACCUAUCGCCCGCCAUGUCGUCGCUGGCGUCGCUGUCGGCCAAAGCCGCGUCAAAGUCAUCGAAACUCCAAACUCCUGCCACAGAAGAACCUCCUGCGACGCCGACAACCGCCACUCCAUCAGUGCCAGGCACACCGCGAUCUUCAAAAGCGGUAGCCAGCAAUGGCGAUGCUACGCCUUCUGCGAAACAGGCAUGCAACAUCCAACCUCCUAGCUUUCCUUCCUCUACCAAACCUCUGCAGCAGAAGAGCUGA